AUCCCACUCUCUCCUAGGCUUAGGGUUUCGUUCCCGUUCGUCCCUUAAGGUUAGGGUUAGGGUUACAGUUUCUCCUUCGUCCUUCAGGGUUAGGUUUAAGGUUUUUCUAUCGCCGCCGAGAUGGCUACGGCGGACCUCGCUGAGGCCAUCAAAGCGAUCCCCUUGAAGAAGGAGGAGCUGCGAAAGGCCUUCGAAGCCCUCCAAUCCUUCUCCCCGGCCAUCGCCUCGUUUACCCUCAAAUGGAGGGACCUCGAAGACCACUUCUCCUCCAUCGAGAGAUCCAUCGAUCUUCGCCUUAAGGAGCUCGAAUCUAAGUCCAUCUCUGCCACCCCGUCCCCUCCGGCGGCUGCCGUGGUCAAGGCCGAGGCCAACGCCGAUGGCGAGGCCGAGGUUCUCUCUCGGCCGGAGCUCAGAUCCCUCUGUAUCAAGAUGGACGGCGUUGGGUUGAGGUCAUACAUCGUCGAGAACCGCAAGGAUCUCCCAAUGAUUAAGAACGCGCUCGACGCCGCCAUCCGGUUGGCUUCGGACCCGGCCAAGCUGGUCUUGGACGCCAUGGAUGGGUUCUACCGCCCGAAAUCGGAGGGGGAGAAGGAGGGGAAUCUCCAGGCGAUCAGGAGGACGUGCCUCAAUCUUUUGGAGCGCCUCCGGGUGGUGGCGCCGGAAAUCAAGCCUUCGGUUAGGGAAAAGGCGAAGGAACUGGCGGUGGAGUGGAAGGGGAAGAUCUUGGAUGGUGCAGAAAAUGUUCUAGCUUUUUUGCAGCUCGUGGCUUCGUACGGGUUGGCUUCGGAUUUCAAUAGGGAUGAGAUUUUGGAUCUCUUAAUUUCCGUAUCGAGAAGGAAGCAAGCUCUCGAUCUCUGUAAGAGUCUUGGAGUCAUGGAGAACAUGGCCGAUCUCAUUGGGGGCUUGAAUAGCAAGGGCAGACAACUUGAUGCUGUCAAAUUUAUCCAUGCUUUGAAUCUUAUGGAUAAAUACCCUCCAGUGCCUAUCUUGAAAGCCUACCUAAAAGAAUCCAAGAAGGCUGCUCAAGAAGUACGAAAGAAAGGAAAUAAUUCUAUUAAGUCACAGAAUGAGGCCAUUGUGAAAGAGCUGGCUGCUCUUAAGGCAGUGAUUGGAGCUAUUAAGGAGUACAAGCUGGAAUCAGAAUAUUCAUGUGAGACUCUUAAGAAGCGUAUUGCUCAGUUGGAGCAACAAAAGGCAGGCACAAAGCGAAAGGCAACAGCUGCUGUUGCUGCUGUUGACUCGAGUUCAAAUGCUGAGAAGCAGCAGCAGUACUCCAACAAGCGGCCUCGGUCAACAAUUAAAACACCUGCUGCUGAAUCUCAGUCUUGUGUCCCCCUUGUUCAAAACCAGUCUCAGUUGGGAUUGAUACACAAUGCUCCAUACAUGGGAUCGGCUGGGUUGUAUGCCCGUCCUAUCUCUGGAGAUUUUUAUGGUCAUCCAGGCCCAAGUAUAUCUGGAACUCACUUGGGGCUGCAUUCAGGCUCAAGCGUACCUGCAGCUUCUUUGGGUCUGGGGGGAAACCAUUUGCGAAGGUCAUAUCUUUACCCAUCGGAGUCCCUUGCUGGCUCCAGCCUAUAUGAUAGGCCAGCUACCUAUGGUGGUCGCCCUCUUUCUCCUUAUGGCUCCUCUCUUUACCCGUAUGAUAUGGGGAUGAAUAUGUGAUUUUGAAUGGCAAUAUUUCUUGCCCAGCUGCCUACAGAGUGAAAAAAUAUUAGUAGCAUGGUGAUCUUCUUAACUGCAAUUUUCAGAUACAAUCAAACUUUAUGUUAUUGGAUAAGUUUUGAGAUGUUAAUUCUAUUUAGUAUUUUGAUUUGUCCUA
Molecule: messenger RNA, 1819 nt
Organism: Elaeis guineensis (African oil palm)
Lineage: Eukaryota; Viridiplantae; Streptophyta; Magnoliopsida; Arecales; Arecaceae
Product: truncated FRIGIDA-like protein 1
Source: RefSeq, a predicted model, not a curated record